Molecule: messenger RNA, 687 nt
Organism: Sporothrix schenckii 1099-18
Lineage: Eukaryota; Fungi; Ascomycota; Sordariomycetes; Ophiostomatales; Ophiostomataceae
Exons: 2
Coding region: 1-687 (228 amino acids)
Source: RefSeq, a predicted model, not a curated record
AUGGCGGACGAGCCGGGCGGUGGAUAUCGAGUGGCAUUCAAAGACCCUGUCGUCGGCGUCCCUUUGCACCUUGUGUACGAGCAGGCACCCGUGACCGCGCAAGGCGGCGUGCCGUCUUGCGACCGAGCAUUCAACUUUGUCCGACCCGCCCCCGUCCACAAGCUUGGCCACUUUGGCAUGUGUGUCACCGACUUUGCCGCGGCCUACCGCUUCUACACCACCCGCUUCAACUUUGCCUCCAGCGACGUCGUCUACGAUGAUACCGAUACCAGCGGGGACAUGACGACGUUUUUGCACCUGGGCCGCGGCGACGAGCUCGUCGACCACCACUGCUUCUUCUUCGAGGGCCCCGUCCGCCACGUCCACCACGCGUCCUAUGAGACCUACGACGUAGAAACACAGCCGCUCGGCCACGACGGACUGUGCAGCAAAGGCUACGAGGACUGCCGGGGCGUCCGCCGGCACCUCAUGGGCAGCCAGAUUUUUGACCACUGGUUCGACCCCUCGCGCUUUGUCCUCGAGCACUAUGUAGACGGCGACCUGGUGAACCGGCAGUGCAAGCCACACCGGUCGCAGGCCUCACCAGAUGGUCUGCACAUAUGGGGUGUGCAUCCUCUUUUGUUGCCUCUUUUGUUUGCUGUUUUAUUCGUUGACAAGCUUUGCAGGGGCACGACCCGACUGCUGUAG